Molecule: messenger RNA, 18512 nt
Organism: Porites lobata
Lineage: Eukaryota; Metazoa; Cnidaria; Anthozoa; Scleractinia; Poritidae
Source: the annotation of a GenBank genome assembly
CAAACAGUUCGUUUCCCGUGUGUUUCCUGUUGGGUAAACUAUGUCGCGAGGAGGGGAUCGAAGUGAGAAAAGCUAUUCAAGAAGUUAUUAGCACUAAUCGUUACUUUGAAAGGGCUACCGGCAUAUUUUAGAUUGAUUUUCAAGAACGAUCGUGGUAGUAAAAUCACUGGUAAACGGAGACAGCGCUUAAAAAUCUAAAAUGCUUUCUACACGGGAUCGAUCGAAGGUAAGCUGUUGUUCAUUAGGUUUCAUGUUGUGAAAGCCGUGAAAGUUUUCAUUCCAAGAAGGAAUCGCAAUUUUUCAACAUUGCUACCCCGUAGAUUAAUGAAUGUGUCACUAUAUGCUUAUGCUUAAAUUCAUAUCGUUUGUUUUCUGUGUCUUUGCCGUAGACCUCACCAUCGCAUACCGCAUUCAAAAUGCCGAUGGCAUUCAACCCCGAUUUGGCUCACAAACCAUCCCCAUCAAGGAAGGAAUUGUGGAAAGAGGAACUGGGAUUAGAUGGUAUUUAUGCUUUCUGUAAUUUCGUGCUUACACUAAAACUGCAGAAAUGCGUUCGUAAAACUUUAGGCAUUUCAUUGAGUAUGUAGUGUUUUGACAACAAUACACCGAUGUGAUUGUUUUCUGUUGUUUUGAAAGAGACAUCUGCAUGCCUCGACUCGUGUCUUUGGAAUCCGUUGGAAUGCAAUACAUUAUCUUACUCUUAACGUUUUUAUUCCUUUUUCUAAGAUGAUUCUGGUCCUGAAGAGGAACAGUCGUCUUCAAGUGGCGACGAGCAGACAGAACCAGAAGCCGAUCAGGUUUCUAAUAAAGGUAAGUUUGCGAAAAAACUGAUGCUGAAGUUGACGAGUGAGCGUUUUCUUGAAAGUUAUUCAUGGAACACAGUUUCAGUGCAACCUGUUGCAUUUAUCAAAACUAUCAAUUAUCUAAGUGGGGUGUUAUUAUUCAAGUAGCUUAUUAGUCGUCUUCUGGGCAAAUAUCGUCAACAUUUCCCUCAGCGUACAAUAUUAAAAAUUAAUUUCUUUCAUGUGUGAAAGGAAUGUUGUUAUGCCUUAUGUCAUAAUGUCAUAAAUGCAUUUCUGCACUACAUGAUCGAACAAGUUUAUUAAACUGAACAAAUUUUCUCUUCAAGAAGGGUAGAAAGUAAAACCCAAGAUUCAAUACUAGAUGUCUUAAAAAGUGAAUAGAAAAAUAAAAAUCCCACCAAACAAUUACCUCUUAAGACUUUAUGACAUUACUGACCAGCAUUGUUCCCAAAGUGAAUGGUGCAUUCUUUUCGAAAACAAUAGGGCCGUUUAUACGAAAGACAAUAAGCCGCGGCUUACUAUAGCCAUGGCUUACAUAAGACGUGAACACCCUGUAUCAGGGACCGCGCAGCAAGUUUUCGAGUGGGGGGGCUAAAGAAGAAUGCGUGAAGGAAAAUUUUGGGGGGGGGGCAUGCUUGUGGAUUUCUAUUCAAUUUCUCUAAAGUGACGGAGAAUGCGAAUAACGAUAAAACUAUUGAUUUUUUUCCACAUCUUCAGUGAUGUUGCUAUCGGGUCUGAAAAUUCAUCAUCACUAAAUUGAAAGAUCAUAGAUUGCCGGAUGUUAUACUACUGAUAUCAACCUGUAAUUACUAUAAAUAAGCCAGAAAUCCAACUAUUUUGCUUAAGCUGCCUUGAACUCAAGGCUGUAUAAUUACUGAGCAAUUAUUACACGAGGCUGAGUAUGAUAUGAAGAGUUAUGCAGAUCGAGGGGUUAUCCGCCAAAGCCGAAGGCUUGAGCCCGUGGCUAACACCCUCCGAGAUCUGUAUAUCUUCAUAUAUCAUACGAAAGACGUUCAAUACUGAUUGUUUAAUUAUUCAUUCAAAAUAUUUACACGGCAAAACAAAACGGUAACUGGAAAUAAUUUAGUGAAUGAAAAUUCAAUUAUAGAACAGAUUCAGAAAAAAGUAGCAAAAAUUAUGCAGAGUUUACUCACCAGAUAAAGAAGGUUUUCCAUUUUGUUUGGAAAAGUAAUCAGAAAUUUUAAGAGAUCUCUUCUUUGCAUUACUAGUGGUAUGUGAAGUCUCGUCGUUCGUAUUUAUGUUGCCGUGUACCAUGUGCACUUCUUUGUUCGUAAUAACUGCCGGAUUGAAUGUUCCUUGAUGACCAGAGCUAUAGUAAUACACAAUUCUGCGGUUUAAGUAGUUUCGAUGACAAAAUGUUUUUAUAAACAGACCGCGUUCAACAAAACUUGCAAUUGGAAUGCUCAACGAGCCGUGAAGCCUGACAUCAAUAGACGGACUUCGCGCUGAUCGAGCUAAAAUCAGGACGCACAAUAACAAGAGAAACAAUAACUUCAUGAUCUUCCAAAAAUCAAGGUUGAAACUAAUAAACAAUUUGUUUGAGAAUCGCCUUAUAAACUAAACCCAGUUAUUACUUUGGAUUGAAAUUGACCAACUACGAAACAACGCGUUUUCCUGAGAGGUCUGCAGGAAAAAGAAGCCAUUUAAAAGACGUUUACCUCUGCUAGGUUAGAAGCGAAAAAAUAUUUUACAAUUGUAACGACUUAUGCUUCAUUCUGUCUAUUUAUCUGCGCGUUUGUCUUUGCCAGUAACUCUGGUCACUUUCGAAUUAACGAUUUUUUGCUAUUUUUUUUAAUUUAAAUGGUACAAAAUCUAUGUUCACGGCUUAUUCAACCCCAGGCCAGCUCAAGCCGCGGCUUAUACUGGCCGAGGGGUUUUGAGAUGGGCUUAUCCAAGCCGUGACUUACCUUGGACGUGAAAGUGUUUGUAUAAAUGCACUCAAACGUUGUCCGUGGCUUGCUGAAGCCUCCUCACCAUCCAAUAAAUUAUUGUUUAGGGAAAACCAAUGUACAAAAAACUUACUUUAUAGAUGCCAACCUCUGGAAAACUCUGAAAUUUCUUGAGAGUUUCUCUUUUCAGGGGUAUGCAGCCACUGUUUAUGAAAAAUAUCUGUUCAGAGAAUCAAAUUAUUGCCUAGAAUGUUCUAUUACUAUGGAUGGCUACAAAUUUCUAGAUGACCUUUCCAUUCAUGCACAAUUUUCAAAGCUCAUCUAAUAAAUUCCUUAUGAUUUUCUGAAGUUUAAUUUUACCAUUUCACUCCCCAGGUUAGGCUAUUUUUCAUAGAAAAAGGAAACCUAAAAUUUUCGGAUUAAAAAAUGUGAUGGAGAGAGGGAUCAGAAAAAUUCUCACUUUCGUAAUAUGUUAAAUUGCAUCUAAAAAUUUGCCGGAAAUAAUGCUGAAGCCCUUGUACUUUCGAAAAGACUCAAGUUUCCUUAGGAGGACGAAAAUUUUAUAAUGCUGCUUAGAAUGUAUAUCUAGAGAUGUAAAUAGUACUCUGGAUAGCGUAAAAAGUGUUUUCAAUAUAUGUAGGAGGAAACCCUCAUUGGGUCCCCGUCUUUUGCACUGCCCACACCUAAUGAAAUGAAAUUCCAAGUAGUCUCAAGAUCAUUUUAGACAUGGUUAAAUGUUGAUCUCAAAAGCAAUUUUAAAAAAAAUUGGUUGUGGCUCCAGUUAUUCAAAACCUGGAUAGCACUUUCCAGUGGAUAUGUUGUGGUGCAAUUUUAUCCUUGGAUGGUUUAAUUUUUUUUUUUGUUUGUUUCAAACUCAUUAUCAUACUUACCAUACCCCGAAACAAAAGAAAAUAAAAUUUAAAUCAAGGAUAAAAUUGAACCACAACAGAUACACUAUCCACUUUUUAAAGAAUUGGGCCUUGGGGGAGGGGGGUAUCCCCUUAUAUAGGCCAUAUAGGUAUGUGCUGCCCCAAAGGGUAGGGUUUUUGCGCCGUUUGGUCUGAAAACGAGUAUAGUCUUUGCCCAUUUUGGUCUGGAGUCAGGUAUGGUUGUUGAGGGAACUACGGGGGUGUGUGAACAUAUUUAUUGUUUCAAUUCCAAAUGAGUAAGAAAGAAACAGAAAUACGUGAAUUCAAAAUGGUUAAAAGAAAUCUUUCUUGAUGCAGUUCUAAUCUAAGUAAUGAUGGCAUAAUUUCUUAGAGGCCAGGUGUUGAAAUGGGUGUGAAAAAUGACAGGUUUUGGUCUGAAAUAGGGUCAGGAUUUGGAGAACGGGAGGGCAUAGCCCCACCAAGAAGAAUUCCCAGGAGUACCCCCUUCCCCCUCUAGGCCUAAGGCCAAUAUUCCAGCUGAGGUUUUUUGUUUGUGUUAUUCAAUGAUUACCUUUCACACCAAUCUUAUCCCUUGUGUCUUAAGUUGGGACUACUCCCGACUGCUAAUAAGCAAUUGACUGGUACAUUUUCAUAAAUAAACUCUCUGUGUUGGUGUUGUUAGGGACAUCCGUUGAGUUUCAAGCUUUGCUGGCUGAGAUUAAGCAGAAAGAUCAACAGCGUGAGGAACUGCUAAUGAAGCUAAAGGUCUGUUAACAUGUAACAGUGACUGUGACAGCAGGGUGCAAAGAAAGUCAGUUUUACAGCCUGCCAUUCGGGCAAGUGUAGCUAGCAUGUACUAGCCCACAAGUUAUUUCAACUAGCCCCAAAACCCUUUUUGAUUAGCAGGAUUGAUUACAAUCCUUCAGUAAUUUGAAUUUCCCCUCAAAGCAGCACUUGCCUGUCGGGCAAAUUAAGAACAGUAUUCACUAGCCCGAAAGCAAAAUCCACUAGCCCCGGGCUAUUGGACACGACUUUCUUUGCACGCUGCUGUGGGGCGAUGGAGAGCAAGCUUCACCAUCUAAUCAACCCACUUUUCAUUUCUGAUACUUAUUCAUUCUUUAUUCCCAAUCAAGUUUGGUAUGGAAUGUGCAGGGUACAUUAAUAUUUAUAUUGAUCUACCUUGUAGGUCAAGACUCAUUUUGCCAAAAUAUAAAGUGUUUAUUCUCUGAGCAAACCAUCCUGGGCCCCCUACCCUUAAGCAAAGGAAGCAAAGAUUGCAUUUUAUGGAUUACAACUUUUAAUUCUAAUAAAAUUUUGCCUAAGAACAGAUUUAUAUUCUCAUGCACUGUUAUCAAUAUUCCAACCAAAUGAAGAUUAUUAGCUCUUUAAUAGGGUAACGUUCUAUUUCAGUGGUUGGCACAUCAAAACGUUUUUUACAAACACGAACUAUUGCAGUAUGUGUCCUAAUAUUUUUAACAGCUGAUGGCCAGAAAUUAAUUUUUGAAUCAUUGCACAAAUAAGGAUGAGGACAUGAUAUGAUGUCAGUGAUAAGUGUUGAUGAAGUCUACCGUCUUGAAUCUGACAAUGUAUGUUUCAGAAGAAAAAAAACAUUUAAUACACAAGUCCUUCUGAAAAUUGAAUUUCCCGGUUGGGGUGCCAGGAAAAGAAAAGCCAGAAACGAUUUCUGAUGAACCAUAAGACUUCAGUCUUAGAUUCUUCUUGGAACAAAGGAAGAAAAUGACAUGUGGUCAUGAGUCGCUUAGAGCUUUUUUCAUGCAGCCCUUCAGUGAUGAUAGUGGAUUUACAAGGGAGCUUCACCUCAUUCUAUGAAUACAUCAAGGCACAUACUUUUCCACUUACAAUAACUGUGCAAAUUUAUUUUUCUUCAGGCAAUGACAGACAAAACUGCCAGCUACAAGUCUAAGCUUCAAAAGGCAGAAAGCAACAAAAAAUCUCAGAUAAAGAUCUUGAAAAAGACCCACGAAUCACAACUGGUGAUGAAGGCUGAACUUAUACAUAACUUAGAGGAACUAAUUGAAGAACAAGAAAGUAAAAUUGAAGAACUCGAAGGACACAUCAAAGGCACAAUUCCUUCACAGUCCCUGAAUGUCACAAAUGCAAAGCUCUCAAGCAUCAGGAAACUAGUUGACUCAAUAAAUGACUUGCAUAGCGAGAAGAGUAGGAUACAUGAAACCUGGCUGUCUACCCAGUCAGAGCUAGAAACAGUCAAACAGGAGCACAAGGAGACACUCGAUAAUCUAUCUGAUAAUAUUUCGGACCUCGAAACCAAACUACGCAAGGCACAGGCAGAAAAUAUCAAGUUGCAGAGCUCUGGAUCAAGUAAUGUAAGUUUUCACUCUUCAUUUUUGAAAAGGUUUCUAUUGAUAACUACUCGGAGAGUAGCCCGCGUAGCAAACGUUUCCGCAAUGUUUCGGAGCAAAGAUAGACCAAGGAACGACAAGGGACAGGAUUCGCCUGUGAAAAAUCAAGCUAGAGCCAAAAAAUGAAAGAUGGGGAGGGGACCCCCUCUCCGCUUUUUACCUCGCUCCAUUUUUUGCGCAGUCUUUGACGCUCAUAUUUCCUCGUUCAGUGCACUGAACCUGCAAGGAAAUACUUUCUAUGCAGGCUACUUAGAGGGUUUUAACUAGUUUAGAGAAAUGCCUCAUAUAUAUUCAGUUUUUUGUGUACUGAGGUUAUCUAAAGUGUAAGUAUUAGACACUUUCAACAAAAGUUUGAGUUAUCGGGAGUUCGAGCUAUCAGGAGUUCAAAGGAAAUAACGGGAAAUAAGGAAAUAGGAUGGGGAAGUAGUUAUGCGUUCUUCCCUUCAAAGGGUAGCAAGAAAUAUAUUGAUAUUUUAGAAAGAAGAAAUUAAGCAGCAAACCUUGAUCAAUAUACAGGGCUUGACAAAAAAAAGACUACACGUUUGCAGGGGUUUCAAUAAGUUUUUGCAUAAGUGGGUACUUAAGAGUAACAGGCGGGUAUAUUUGCCGAAGGCCCCAAGGGCCUUCGACCAUAGGGGGGUCCGGGAGCAUGCUCCGCGGAAAAUUUUGAAGUUCUAGACUCUCGCAGAUGCAUUUUCAGGUCUUUUUUUGUUGCUUUGUUUUUACAUUUUUUUGCUCCUAAGUCAACUAAUUUAAACAAAUUUGAAGAGAAUUAUGUUACAAUGAAGUAGUCAUAGUCAAAACCUAUUUUGCCAAAUUUUUGGGCAAGAAUUCGAAGCUGAGAUGAAAUUAUCUGGUCUUAGUUGACGUUCAUGUGAAGGCUCCAAGCGGGUAAUCAGCCCAUUGCAAGCGGGUAGAUCUACCCGCUACCCGGCUACUAUUGAAACCCCUGCGUUUGUUUUGAAAUAAAUUCAAUGUAUCGGACUGCAGUACACUAUUUUUUCACGCUCUUAAAACAUGUUUAUCGAGGAUAAAAAUAACUAUAUAAAAGUGAUCUGAAGGGAAACAAAAAUUACUUCGAGUUAGCGGGAGGUUCGAGUUAUCGAGGGUUCGAAUUACUGAGCGUAAAAUUACGGUAAAUGUAAGAAGGAAAUCGAGGGGGGAUCGAUUUUAGUUCGAGUUAGCGAGGGUUUAAGUUAUUGGGGGUCGACUGUGUUGUACUGAAAGUUAGUGAAUGGCUUCAUGUAUUAACAAGCUUAUUUCUGCCUGUAGGUCAACACAAAAGAAACGGACAAACAACUUUCCACCUUACAAGAAGAAAACAUCAACCUUAAAAAUAAGAUACAGAGUCUAGAGCAUGAACUACAGAGUGCAAACAAACUUCACCUAACUACAAAAAAUAAGCUGGAAGAUGAACUGCUUAGUCUCAGGAAGAAAUUGCGGGAUACUGAAGCAAAAUACAGUAGUUUGGCUUCCACGCCUCCAAAGGUUUGUACCAUUUUAUUCAUCAAAAAAGCUAAAAUAAUAACUUGUUUUCCCAAAAUCAUAAUGAGUGCCCAACUUUAAAAGUAGGCAAUGAAUACCAGCUGUCUGUCAUUGCUCCCAGUCACUGAGGAGUGAAGGGCAUACUCAGAUAAAGAUUUAAGAGAAAUUGAAAACUGUGCUUAUGCAAAAUUUUGAGGCUUAAACAAGGUGUAAGCCAUGGACAACGUGAAAAAGGCUACUUUUCUCUUUUGAAUAGGACUAGAAUCCAGUAUUUUACAAUACUUUCAUGAACAAUUAUAUUGAAAUUCAAUUUGCGAUUUUUUUCCACUGGAAAUUUUACUCUAGACACUCAACGAUUAUUUUGCGGAAUGCGUGAUAGAAUCAAGUGCGACUUUCUAAACGUUGCAAGAAAUCUUCAUUUCAGGGGUUGUGAAGCCGGUUUAUGCGAUACGAUUUGUGGGCAGACACGAUUUAACAGGGCGACCUUUUUCAUCAAAAGCGAAGGCCAAAUUAAAAAUCGGGCAAACAAAUGUAGAGCGUACAGUAAACUGGGCAUUACGCUUAACAACAUGCCCUACCAUUUCGGCCCGCAACGGUGCAACAAAUUUGCGAGACGAAAUGCACAAAAAUUUGCCUUUAUUGUAGCAGGGUUUCAAAAGGGUUCAAGCUGGCCGCUACCCUUGUCUUUUAACACAUAAUUUAGAGACAUUUUUGUUUUUUUCUUUCAGACAAGAACUAUUUCUGUUGUUUCGGAAGAAACAAAGAAACAACUUGAACAAAUGCUAGACCAGAACAAGGAACUUGAGGCAAUUUUGGCGAAAACGCGGUCGGACUACGACGCUAAGGUAGGAAUUUGUUACUGAUGUAAACACUUCUAUCAGCGGAAUUCGUUGAAAAUUAGGCUUAGGCUAAACGUCGAACUAUUCAUGAGACGAACCAAACUUGGUGAGUUAAGUUCAUCAAAACCUCGACGUCUGGCUCAAUAAAGUUCGUCUGCCGGAAUGAGUUUGGGUCAUCCAAUACGUUAUAUUUGUCUGCUUCAGACCGAUAGAGCGUCUGAAGAUCGUCUCCGGGACAAACGACGAGCUAAACUAAUAAAUUAAAAAUUUGUAUGAUAAUAUAUAUUAAGCCUCGUUCGGGAGAAAAUUUAUGACUGGUCUGAUUCGUUUCAACGCGUCCUACAUUCGACGUCUGACCCAACAGACGGUCUUAACUUAAUUGUAAUAGGUCGACCCAAAGUAGAGUUUGGUUCGUCUCAUGAAAAGCUCGACGUUUGGCGUGGGCCUAAAUUGUUUUGUGAUGCAUUUGUUAUGUGUACUGACAUUAUUUUUUUAAUUGAAAUUUUAAAUGUUGAUUUUAUUGGUGUUGUCACUAAGCGUUUAUGACUUAAAGUCCAAAACAAAAUUCAUGGUAUGCGUCAUAGUGUGUACGCAAAAAUUGACCCUCCCCCGCGCCACCCUCUUUCGUAACUUUUCCUUUCGCGAGACACCGACCUCAAGAACCUUUCAUACUAGCAGUAAAAUGAAAUAGGAAAAAGAAAUUAAUAACUUUUCUUCGGUAAAACUAACUACGAGUGAGUAACUAUGUUUGAAAUUAAAGUUAUUAUACCGUUAUUAUUGUCGAUACUCUAACAAAGUACAAGGAAAUGGGGUCUAAAUUCGAACUUGAGCCAUCUGGGCAUCACUCGGGCCGUGUUCAAAAGAUGCGUAAAUGUCUGCACGCAGGCAAUUAUUAAAGCUAUUCUACUUGCUUUUGCGACGCUCUUACUAGAGAGCUUUAGAUUCGAGGACGACUUUGAAUUUUAACGUUUCUCGUCAAUUCUCUAAAAUCAUAGACACCCCGGAAAGCUUCAUUUUACUUUUUUUUCACCACCAAAGUUAGCGCGCUUAUUCCCGUUGAAGCAGGUUAAGCCCUCUCCCGACCGCUAAGUGAUAAAAUUUCUAACAUUUGAUUGUUUUCGCCACUACGACAUUCUCGCUAAAACUGGUAGUAGACUGACGACGGCUACCACAUUUUCCCGCCAAAAUGACGUUGGUUCGCGCGCGUGCACUACUUAGUAUUGAGAAAAUCUCGUACUGUUGCUAAAUCAGCCUAUUAUUGAGAAAAUCUCGUCCUCGUCUUAGAAUCUAAACAGCUUUCUAAAGGUCUUUACUAUCUGAGAGCCCAGUACAGGCUAUGAAAAACAGGCACCUGGUUGUCAGCGUCUGUUAUUAAGUAGGAACCGGUUCAGAAAUUGCACUAACCAAAACUGGCGUUUUUUUUGUUUCAGGUUUCCGCUCUACAAGCAGACAUCAAGUCUCUGAAGACCAAUGUAACGGAGACUACAAGAAAUGAGCAGAAGGCUUUGGCGGAAUGUAAUGCGCUUCGAGAAGCCGUUAAGAACAAGAGCUCUCUUGAAAGUUCACUCCAUAAAAAGGAAAAAGAAAUCAAACAACUAGAACUAGAGGUAUGAGCCUUGGGAUUUCUGUUGAAUAAAUGCACCGCUGCACAGGGUGUUAUUUUCGAGCAGUUUGGGAUAGGAUCCUAGAAUAUGUUUUGAUUUACACGGAAACGUAUCGAAGAUUGGAGUCUAGAAUAGGACUCGAGUGGUUGGUGUGCAGUGGAGAAUGAGGUCUAGAAUUUUGAGGUCCGAAUUUCGGACCACGGUUAGGUGAACUAUUGGAACACAUAACCACUAAAAGAGUUUUUUAAAAAUGGAAAAAACGAAGUUCGUUUCUGCAUCGCCUGGAAAGAAGCACCUGAGUAUUUUCUCCUUUUGUGACAGAAAUAUCGCUUAGUCUUCUACGCAGCCGUAUUUGUCUCGUCAGGUCACGUUCCUCCUUAAGAUGACAGGAGACAGAAAACGGCUGCGUGAUCUUGAGAAGAGUAGUAAUUGCGGAUUAUUGUGGAUCAUUACACGUUUAUGGGAAACUGCCCACCUACUCUCCCUAAAGUCAAUUUUAACACUUACUUCUCAAUUAGGACAAAAUGUUGGUUUAGGCGAAGGGAAGGUGGGCAGUUUCCCACAAACUUAAAGUAAGGGGUAAGUGGUAAUGUUGACUUUGGGGAGGGGUAGUUGGGCAGUUUCCCAGAAACGUAUUGCCUUGUCAACGUGUUUAUCCAAUAGAUCGCACAAUAUGUGGCGUGUUUUAUCCCAUAACACCUUACACUGUGGCACAUUGACAAAAAGAUCGCACAAAAAAAUUGAUCUCUAGGUUAAAACAAUUUUUGUAUCCCGUUAUUUAAUAAAUGUAUUUUUUUUCUUCCCCUUCGCACAGAUCAGAAAUUAUAAGGCGGACAUCGAGCAGCUUGGUCAUGAAUUUGAUCAACAAGCUAAAGAAUUUGAAGAAGAAAAACGUAAACUGUUGAAGGAGGAGCGAGCCAAAGCUGAUAAAGAGACGAGCAUAAUGCGCUCCAAAUUAAAAACCCUCUCACUACAGCUUUUCCAAAUGAAAACAUUCAUGGAGAAAUUGAAAAGGGAACAGCAAGAUCUGAGAAUAAGCUGUCUGAAACUGGGUACCAGUGUAAAACCAGCCGUGCGCGAGGUAGCCAAACAGGUGAGUAUGGUCGUGAAGCUUUCUAUAAGCGAUGAAGGGAUUGUCAGCUGUUCAUAGUCUGCAAGCCGGGGGUCAAUUAAAUAAAACUUUUGCACGUGUAAUUUACAAUUGUAGCCAUUGUUUUAGAGUCUGAGAACAGUAGCUACACUUGUAAAUUACACGUGUAAAUUACACGUGCUUGCAGUCCGCCUUUCUCUUAAAAUCCGUCUAGUUCUUAUCUCAUCCAGCGCUAUUGCAAACCACGACGUUAUUAUUACAAUAAGGGAUUGAGACCAGACGAGAAAAGGCGAUUUUUUCUUCUCGGGCUUACGCCCUCGUUUCUUGCGGCUCGCGGCUUUGUCGCUCGCGUGCUUAGGUUUCGCGUGCAGUAACUUUGCAAAGAAAAAUAAGAGACUGCUCGCAGUCUACAGCUCUCCCUUUGGGGGAGUCGCGAUUAGUCAUGCGUGAGCGGCACGCGAAAAGAGACGGCGUUGUCUGUCGUCUCGCGGCUCGCUUCGUUCACCAGAAAUGGUUUUGUGGGCAAAACUUGACGUCUAAUUCACGACUACGACGUGAAACUAUCACUUCCUAAUGCGACGUUUGAUGAAGGAUGUGAACAUGAGAGGACGAAUUUUCCUUUCUCUUUUUGAGCCUGGAGAAAGUCUUUAAAAAAUCGCCUGCAAGGUCAGGCGCAAAAACUGAUUAGGGGAGGGGUCUUUAAGUUCUAGUAAAAAAAAAAAAAAGAAAGGUAAAUAAGAUACUGAGAAGCAUUCAACGUUUGACGACUUUAACGUCUUCUAGUGAGUGAGUCGAACAGACGUUAGACGCUUCUCGCUUCUCGUAUUUAAACGGGACCGGCCGCCACAAACUGAGACACAUUUAUGCCCAAAUCGUCCAGUAAAACCUAGUAAAGAUCGGAGAAAUUCAGUGUGUGGUCUUUUUUCUGAAGCCUAUGUUGUUUUUUCAACGUUGCCGUCUACUUUCCUGUGUCCCGCGGCCAUUAAAAGUCAAUGUAAUAUGUCCGGCGACAAUAUCUAUGGUUUGUCCGUCUAAAAUGAUAACCUGAUAAGAUAAAUGUCCUUUCUAAAACGACAAAUUUGUUGAGGUCUGGGAAUCAACUAUUCUUUAUAUGACAAUUUGCUCUGCAUUUUAUACACAGAUAGUUCAAAGGAUCGAAGGUAUCGACGACAAAAAUAAAGAGCUUGUCACCAAGUACAAAAAAGAAAUGGCUCUCAGAAAGAAACUACACAAUGAAUUAGUUGAGCUUAAAGGCAACAUAAGGGUAUACUGCCGGGUGCGGCCAGUCAUCAAGGAGGACGGUGGAGGAAGAAAUGCAGAGAACGUUAUAACUUUCGACGACGAAGACGAUGCCCUUUUGAAUGUGUUUUCAAAAGGUGCGAUAAAGCAGUUUGAAAUGGACAAGGUGUUUAAGCCACAGUCCACCCAGGAACAGGUAACAAAGUUUGUUUAAUUUGGAAGCAGCUAUUAGAGAGUUUGAGCAGACGUUGUUGAGCGAUGCAUGGCAAUAGGAAGUGGGGUUUUUGCAUUCUUGGGCAGUGUUCAGUCAAAUUAUCUCAUAAGAGAAGAACACUUAGUUAUUCAAAUUUGGUAGCGCUCAAGACAAGGCUUGUUAAAAGGGAAAAUACCUCCCCUCCGAAUGACUUUCGUCGCUCAUAAACGUCUUUGCUUAAGUUCCCAAUUAUAAUCUGGAAUGUGGGGAGUAAUGCAAUUUGACUCUUAGCCUAGAUACCUUAAUAGUGAACGCCUACGGAGAAAGAGCUGCACUUUAAACCAAUAUUUCCUUUUCUUGCAAAAAUAAAGUUCCACGAAGGAAGGGGGAUAACUUGUCCUUUAUCAAAAGUCAGGACUAGCGUUCCCUCCUCCACCCACUAACUUGAGGUCCCUACAGUGUCCUCAAUAAAGGGAGGUGACUGUACAAGGAUUUUUACCAGGCGAAUCAAGCAAAUAAUGUCAACUUAGUUUCAAAGUUGUACUGCCGUUGAAGCGUCCAUUACUUAUUUGUCUUUUGGUAGGUUUUUGAGGAGGUUAAAUCCCUUGUCGUCUCUUGCAUCGAUGGUUAUAACGUGUGUAUAUUUGCUUAUGGACAGACCGGAAGCGGAAAAACGUUCACAAUGGAGGUAAGUCUGAGUCGAUAGCGUGAACAAGGUUGUGAGGAAAAUUCCUCGUUUUGUAUUUGCUUUGUUUUGAUACGUUUUUUUCAUGUUCUGAGCAGUUAUUUUUAUGUCUCACCUUAAUUAGUGGCGGCUCCUGCUCUUCAAAUUUUGAUAUAUUUCGUGAUACAACUCCCUUAACUCGUCUUUUAUUUUGCAGGGGCCUUCGUCGAAUCCGGGAAUUAACCAGCGUGCAUUAAAGCUCCUGUUUGAAGAAACUCGUGACAGAGGCGUUGAUUGGAGCUUUAGUAUCAACGUCUCUGUCAUUGAGAUAUACAAUGAGAUGAUCCGUGACCUACUUGGCCACGAUCCUUCCAUUAAACUGGAAGUAAAACAAGGUCGGGACGGUCUUUUUGUUCCAGGUCUUACAGAAAUUCAAGUCGGCGAUGUUGAUGAACUGAAUGAGGUGAGAAACAAGAAUUUUAUUAUGUUUAAAAGUGUUAAGUGUACUCUUUGCCGUUACUGAACAAGACCAAUUUUUCCGAAUUUUCGAGCUUGAAGAAAUAGUCUUUAUACCUCCUGCAGUUCCUUCAUUUUAGGCUAAAAGCGUAGAUACCUCAUUGCUCUCCAAAACACCGUGUAUGAAAACUUAGAUUGCAGCCUCAGAAAAUCAGGAAAGGCUGGGCUAUUCAAAAAAGGCGUUUGCAUUCAAUUUUGCCGCUUCGGUGAUUAUAAAUAAUUGAUGAUGUCCAGGAAUUGUGCGCGAUGUGAAACACGGUAUACGGACAGAUUUUACUCAAACUCCACAUUUUAACUACCCCCAUUACCCUGUGCAGAGAGAAAUUCUCAGUUGCCCCCUUUUAGUGACCACAUUUUUUCACAAACAUGAAAUUUACCCCUUAAUACACAUUACUGCAGGAAACUGCUCAGUAACUUUCAUCUGAUUGGACGUCUCUUUCGGAUAUUGCCCACUGCUGUCCUUCGUUUACACAAUAUCCAUAAUCUAGGAUUUCUAUUUACAGAAUCGCAAGAGAAUUUCUUGGUGUUGAUUAUACGAUCGAUUGGUUGAUUGAUUGAUUGAUUGAUUGAUUGACUGACUGACUGAUUGAUCGAUUGAUUGAUUGAUUGACAGGUAUUCGCCAUGGGAAAGACCAACAGAGCCACGGCCAUCACCGACAUGAACGAGCACUCAUCCCGCUCGCAUGCGCUAUUAUGUGUGACAGUUAUCGGCGUGAAUAGGACAACUGGACAUAGAACAACAGGUAAUAACCAGUUUGACUACUUAAAGUCUCCCUUUGCCACAUAUUCUGUGAUUUGUGUGGUCUUGUUAUUAGCCUAACUGUGUGCAACAACUGGACAGACCGGCGAAAACCAAGACGAAUGCAGAUAUGUUCGCGGAAAAACGCUUUGCUUCAACCUUACCAGCUUUAGACUUCGUUACAUGUGACAUAAAAGCAGAGUGAAAAAAAACUUCUCAAGAAGAAAAUUUUCAAGUGACAUAUCUGUGGUUUCUCUUGUAAUCUGAUGCACUUUAUUGUACCAGAUUUUUUGUUGGGCCUUUCCUUCCUUCCUUCCUUUCAUUCAUGCUCUCCUUCCUCUCACUCAUCUAAAACACCUCCAGAGAUAUUAUUCCUCUGUUGAAGGAAGAAAAUCGACGAGACUAAAUAUUAAAGAUCUUAGCUGUUUCCUUCGUUGAGAUCUUCAUGCUUCGUAAACGAUGCCAUCAAACCUCCCCCGCUGAUAACACCUGAGAUCACCUAAAAGUGAUCAGCAUCAAAUUUCUCCUUGUAAUGUCAAUGCUUUGUAAAACAGAGUGGUCAUGAGAAUUACGGACAUGAUCACAGAAGAUGAAUAUGCUUGAUAUUUUAUCAACUUCUCCCCACUGCUUCUGUAUGGAAAUGAAUAGGGGCAACAUAUGAGAAUUCAAAUUUUGAUCUUAGGGCUUAAAGGUUUGAGACUUGUCGCUUUUGACGAAAAUGGACGAUUAAAACAUAAUGUCAAUCUUGUUUUUUUUCUCUAGGGAAGUUAAAUCUCGUAGAUUUAGCAGGCAGCGAGCGAGUGUCCAAGAGUGGAUCUGAAGGUGCCCGAAUGAAAGAGGCUCAAAACAUAAACAAGUCUCUUUCCUCUUUGGGCGACGUAAUUCACUCUUUGAAAAACAAGAACUCUCACGUGCCGUAUAGGAACUCCAAGCUUACCUACCUGCUUCAGGAAUCCUUAGGUGAGUCAGUUAAAUGUGCUAAUAAAAUAUGCGAGAAAACUAAAAGUAGAACUAGGAUGUAUAAGUUAAUUAGCUAGCAAUAUAGAGGAUCCGGAAUAAGGAAUGGGGACCUUACGAUCCGACAACGGCGACGUCCAUUAAGAUGUCGCUGAAAAAUACACUUCUCAUCCUUUCACACUAUUUUGCGAUUAUCUCAAGACACGCUGUUACUUAAAAGAAGGGAAUUUAGGUUGAAGCUGAAGAGAGGGGAUCGCGCCCAAGUUCAGACAGAGAUGGUAGAAUUUAUCUCCUUGCAGUUCCCGUUCUCAAGUGGUCAUUCACGUCCCAGUUGUGCAGAGACGGCAAAGAAAUUUACAAAAAAGCGUUAUGCACGUGCAGAGUUGUUUUGCUCAUUAAACCUGUUGCUUUUUUGACGUUCUCGUUGCCGUUGCCGUCGCCGUCGUAGUUUCGUAAGGUCCCUAAUAUGGCCAGCGCGAAGCGCGAAAAUGAGUGAUAAACAGAACAUGGAAGAUCUUUAGAGAGGCUACCAAGUCAUCGAAAAUGCUCUGAGCUAUCUCCCUCAUAAGCUUAACUGACUUAACUCAAUGACUCAAGAGUCUUUUCUAAUUUAACUACUUAUGGCAGGAGGUGAUUCUAAGACUCUUAUGGUGGUGCAAGUGGCUCCAGUGGAAAAGAACGUGAGCGAAACUAUGUGCAGUCUGAACUUCGCACAGAGAGUACGAACAGUUGAACUCGGACAAGCCACCAGAAAAACCGAGACUGCAGAAAUGGCGAGCAUGAAGGACAGGUUGCGUGAAUUAGAGGUAUGAAAAUAAAAGCUUCGUCUUGUUGUCUAAGAAGAAUAAAGACACCAACCUUACAAACACGUUUGCCUCGCGACAAAAAUCGCACCGUGUAACCGAAAAUGGCAAGUGCGCGAGCGAGGUAGCGUUUAGACCCUACCUUUUUGGUAGAAUAUCGCAAAGAUUAUUGAGUCUUGAUAGAAUUCAUUUGCGCUCGUCGUUGCGACAAUUUCUUUCCUCUUUUGUUAACCUCUAUAGCUCGCGGGUAGAGUGUGUGGGGGUGCUUCGAAGGGCAACUACCUUUCUCGUAGCAAGAGGCGAAGCCUCCAGCUUCCCGCUAGCUACGCAGGCCAUUGUUUAUUUGUGUAGAGCGUUUACGCCUGACCGCCAUACUACCGAAACAGGAAGACCGCGAAUGCAACCAAACGCGUGACAUUUGAUUUUGGCGCCAGACGCUAACGACUUAGGUCACGUGGCUUUGUUUGUCAAACCAAAAAAGUGAACUUACGUGGUCACAUUCUUUUCUCAGUGCUGGCGUCGUUGUUUGCGCAUCAGAGUGGUCAGAGUUUAUAUAUAGCGCUAGAAGGCUGCAACCGUAAGAACUUUCAUAGAUUGACUUUCUGCGAACGAAAAUUUCGUCUUUUUGGUUGACAGAGAACACUAUUUUUCGACUUGGCCUAUGUUUGGCCUACUAAACGCUCGGGAAUAUGAGCACGCGAGUUCACCUUUUUGAUUUGACAAACAAAGCCACGUGACCUAAGUCACGUCAAUUGUCACGCUUAUCUCGGAAUUGGCGGUCUACCUGUUUCGGUAAUAUUGGUGUCCCAAAACAACGCAACGGCGCCCAUGAUGGUGUUCCAAACCAGUCCUGUGGAAGCUGACGUUUUAUCGAGUACACACUUUCUUGUUGCAUGUGAGUGAAAACGCUCUAUAAAUGUAUUAAUAUAUUGAUUUCGUUUUUGCAGGGAGGAGCCGGGUCGCCAUCUGCAUCGCCAGCUAAGGGAGGAAUACGAUCAGCUAGAAAAAGAUAGUAGACUACAGAAUGUAUGAUAAAUUGCAUUAUAGCCUUCGAGCAAGCUCUCCAAUUGUGGCAAGUGAAGCGCAACAAGCCGCGAGAUAAAGCGCGAGUGCCCCUCGCACUCACGUCUUCUUUCGCGUGUGGCUCUUGCGUGACUUCUCGCAACUCCCCCAAAUGGAGAGCUUGCUCGCAGCCAACUGCAUCAUUAUAAUCAUUACUUAGGAACGUAAUUUGUACAUAGUUAAUGUUCUAUUUUUAAAAGUAGUGUAAAGUUCCUUCUUUGGUGGAGCAGAGGCCGAGUGAAGUUUUUUAAACCAUAGUUAGCCCGCGAGCAAGCCCCUCUUCCUCCCCUCCCCGGUACCCUUGGGAGAGCUUGCUCGCAGGAUUGACCAUAGUUGAACUGAUUGAACUUAGAUUCAUGCAUAGUUGAACUUCGUUGAACCGUCAACUCGAUAAAAAGUGAUGUUCGUUUGGCUCACUUACAGCAUCCACAACCCACAAUCGUGGACAAAACUUCUUGGAACAGAGAUUCAAUGCCCGUAAUCGUCUGUUAUUUCAGCGUUCCUUCAGAAAGCAGUGCCAGAUCUGUUACAAUUUCCCCUUCCCCACCGAAUGUAUUGCUCAAACUCAGAAAAAAGUGUGAUUGUAAGUGUGUAACGCAGUAUGCUAAGGUUGGGCAUGUGUAGUUUCAUUUGUGCUCAAGUGUUUUACGUGCUUAAAAAUGCGCAAUAAGUGCAUAUAGUUUGUCCGUCCAAGUCGUUUGUCCAUGAGUGUAGAUAUGUAGUUUUCUUGCUCAAAAGGAGACUAUAAAAUCCUAUUCGUUUCAUGAAUGUAACCUAAAGCUUUUUUCGCCCGUUUUUGCCAUCAAAUUUUUUUUUGAUAUUAACUUUUUGGAUUGAAAACGGCAGCCGACUUUUCAUAGUAAAAUUUCAAGUGUAGAUGAAUUAACGCACAAAGCGGGCUAAAUGAAGAAUGAAGAAUUAUUGAGGCGUCUUUUUAUCAGCAGCGUAUGUAAAUAAGUGAUUACAAAUAUUUUUAGUAUUUAACGAAAUAUUUUGUAAAACGAGAAAGCAACUGCAUCUAAUUUGUAUUUAUCGCUAUUAUACAGUUUUAGUAUCUCAUAGAACUUAGGUAGUUUUUAUAAGUAUUGUUAAGAAAUUUUGCACGGUUUUACAUGAUUCCUAGAAUUUGUGCGUCGUGAUUUCACGUCACUUAUUUAUAACAGUUUUAUUCUCCUGUAAACGAAUGAACCGACCGAAUUUUUAUGACAAUUGUAAAUAGAUGCCUUACCCUAGCAAUCAGUUAGGAAUUUUUCUUUUUUUGAAAAAAAAAGUUGCACCAAAAUAGGUUUAACGAUCAAGUCAUUCUUAGGCUUGCUGAGGAAAUAAAGGUCAGAGUUUGUUUUCCGAUGAGGUUUUCU